Diaporthe amygdali is the source of this 1923-nucleotide messenger RNA. Its product is annotated as zinc finger protein. The coding region runs from base 1 to 1923 and encodes 640 amino acids. NCBI's taxonomy places the organism in Eukaryota, Fungi, Ascomycota, Sordariomycetes, Diaporthales, Diaporthaceae. The transcript has 7 exons. The record is from RefSeq and is a predicted model, not a curated record.
AUGGAGAUCCAAGUGCCCUCAACGGAUCCUAUUCGCGACGGCGAAGGCUUUCUUGUCAAAUGGUGCUACGAUGACCGUCGUGCCAGCGAUCGACGCAAAUUGUACAACAUACUCUUCAGGGCCAAGUCCUUUAAUGAUUUGAUCCCCACCCUGAACAUGGUCUGGGACAGGGACUCGCUAGCCUUAGCUCUCAAUGACACCCCUGAAACCUACAGGAUACGAGCCUUCAACCAGCUUCGAGAACGCAACCCCGAUGCAUAUAAAGAGCUUGUCGGGAAAGUUUCAAGCCUUCAACGGAUUGUAUACGAGAAGGAACUGGAUCCGACUUUUCUUUAUCCACGCGUGGCUACGAACUCUUUCAUGGCUACCCUGCCGCCCGAGGCACGUCAAUGCUUCGACUGCGGCAAGGAAUUCGACGAGUUUUCAGAUAUGAUAUGGCGGCCAUGUCGGAAACAUGUCGGAUCCGGCAACUCCAUCGUCACCGUCUCCAGCCUACAACAGUCGGACGAAGCCUCGCACCAAUCGCUCCUCAUUAUCCCCUGUCGGCCCAUCUCCCUUCGUCCACGAUUCCCCCCGUGGGCUUUCGAUGACCAACUGGCGUUCUUCGACUGCAAGCUUAGACAGCCUCACCACAUCAUCGACAACGACCUCGUCUGGGUGUACCUCGUCAGCUUCUGGCACCAAUACCAAGAAUCUCGCGAUUGUGGGCCGCCCCAAUCUUCUAGGCUUGCCCGUCUCACUGGCAAACUCCUCGCUGACUCCGACAUGGACAAGGCUAUGUCUUACUGCUACGACCGUGGUGGCGGUCAGUACACUCGUCUUGUCCCCGUCGAUAUGCUUCCCAUUAAACUCAAAGAUAUCCCCCGUCGUGUCAACACCGACGAGGGCAUGAUUGUCCUGCCUGUUCCCCACCGGCCAGGUCCCGAUGGCCAGUUGACCAAAUUGCAGCUGGAGUCUGUUGUGAUCCCAUCUACCAGCCCCAACGGCGUCUCGACUGAUAACAUACAGUCUCGCAUCGAUUCGAUCAUCAACUCAUCCCCUGGCGCCAGCAGCAGCGCUCUCGCCCUGUCUACGCGCGGCUUUGAUGGCGGCACGAACCGCUCCCUGACCACCCAGAACCACGGCGGAGCACCCGGCGGCGGCCCCCGGCACGAGAAGAUCUACUGCGACAAGUGGAUCCAUGAUGGCACUUGCGCCUUCACCCAGCGGGGUUGCAAGUACAAGCAUGAGAUGCCCCACGAUCGUGAGACCCAGGAGACGCUGGGCCUCUUUCACGGAUACCCUGCCUGGUGGAAGAAGCAGGCGGUUGAGCAGCAACGUCCUCUGGCUAUCGACGACCGCCUUGUUAGCGUCGGUCCCGGUCGUGGCGGCUUCCCUACUUCCGUUUCGGCUGGUGUUCUCGGCAGCAGCCUUAGCAGUGCUGUAGUUUAUUCCAACUGGCGUUUUGGUGCUGUUCACGCCGGCGACAGCGUUGUCCAAGGAAUCAACUCUCACACUGCCCCCGCCACUGACACCAAGAUCAGCGGCGGUCUUGUUCGCAGUGGCAGUAUCGACUUCGGCGGCAGCAGUCGUGGCAAUGCGCUCCAACCUCACACACCCGCCUCUUUCCACCCGGCUACUUACGGGCCCAUCGCGCCCCCUUCUCGUGUUGGCAUCAGUGGCAGCAGUGGACCUAGCUCCGGCGUUCCGACGACCCGCAACAGUCGCGCGCUAACCACCUCGUCCAUGGCCAGCACCGAUGAUGGCCCACGCGGCUGCGGCGCCCCCUUCCACCGCUCUGUCCUCGACCCCAGCAAUCCCUGUGCGGCGCUCGGUACCAUCUCUUCGCAGGCUCGUGUCCAGCAGGAGGAGAGUGGCAGCGAUGACGGUGACACCGCCACUAACUCGGGCGAGCAGGGAGAGCAGCGCGGCGCUCCGCUUUGA